Molecule: messenger RNA, 1167 nt
Organism: Kogia breviceps (pygmy sperm whale)
Lineage: Eukaryota; Metazoa; Chordata; Mammalia; Artiodactyla; Physeteridae
Source: RefSeq, a predicted model, not a curated record
AUGGUAGCAAUCGUGGCAGAGGCAGCAGCUUUCCCAUCUCUGGGCCACGGGGACAGCGAUGUGCCCGGGACUCCCAUAGCCCUCUGGCGGCCCUUGGCUUUUAUUCCGCCAGCCUUCCCGAGACUGACCUCUGACCCUGACCGUGGUACCCUGGCCUGGCCUCUCCCCUCCGCACGCACCCAGGUGUACAUUCGCAGCACAGACUUUGACCGGACCCUGGAGAGCGCUCAGGCCAACCUAGCGGGGCUGUUCCCUGAGGCCGCCCCAAGGCGCCCCGAGGCCACCUGGAGGCCAAUCCCUGUGCACAAGGUGCCCGUCACUGAGGACAAGGUCAGGGGGUUCCCUACACGCAGCUGUCCCCGAUACCAGGAGCUGAGGAGGGAGGCCACGGAGGCCGCCGAGUACCAGACGGCCCUAGAGGGUUGGACGGACUUCUUGACUCACCUGGAGAACUUCACGGGGCUGUCGCUGGUCGGGGAGCCGCUCCGCAGGGCGUGGAAAGUUCUGGACACUCUUAUUUGCCAGCAAGCCCACGGUCUCCCCCUCCCAUCCUGGGCCUCCCCGGAUGUCCUGCAGACACUAGCUCAGAUCUCGGCUUUGGAUAUUGGGGCACACGUGGGCCCACCCGGGGCAGCCCAGUUGUCUGGGGGAAUCCUGCUGGAUGCCAUCCUUGCCAACUUUUCUCGGGUGCAGCACUUGGGGCUGCCCCUGAAGAUGGUUAUGUAUUCGGCUCACGACAGCACACUCCCGGCCCUCCAGGCCCUGGGUCUCUAUGACGGGCACACCCCGCCUUACGCCGCCUGCCUCGGGUUCCGGAGGCGCCUUGGGGACCCGGAUGACGACACAGGGAAUGUCACCAUCUCCCUCUUCUACCGCAACCACUCUGCUGGCUUACCCUUGACCCUCAGCCUCCCCGGGUGCCCGGCCCCUAACCCCUUGGGCCGCGUCCGCCAGCUGACUGCCCCCGCCUGGCCUCUGGCUCACGGGGUCCCCUGCCUUGGCUUCCACGAGCCCGCCACCGCGGCAGGUGAUGGCCCUCGGUGCUGGGGUGGGGCUCAGGUGCAGCACAUGCGAUGUGUGCGAGCCUGCGGGAUGACCUCUCCCACCACGGGUCGUGCACUGUUCAGGUCCAGCUCACUCAGCCUGGCUUUGGUGCUCGCCUGGUAG